Penicillium coprophilum is the source of this 1209-nucleotide messenger RNA. RefSeq lists its product as uncharacterized. The record is from RefSeq and is a predicted model, not a curated record. NCBI's taxonomy places the organism in Eukaryota, Fungi, Ascomycota, Eurotiomycetes, Eurotiales, Aspergillaceae. Bases 1 to 1209 code for a protein of 402 amino acids. The transcript has a single exon.
AUGUUGGGCACUGUACUGGGCGAUCCAGAUACCCCGGACUCCAGCACAUCGAGAUAUAUCGAGACCUCACCAGUGGCAUCAUCGGCCCAAGAUGUGGUGUUCACGACGACAGCCGGCGGACUAAACAAGAAUUUUGCACCAGAACCGUCAAGCGUGGUAGACCCAGCGACGAUCUCCAGUAUCCUUCCUAAUGGAUCGGAGUCAUGGCCCUCACGUACCGAUUUGACAUAUACAACAUCAACCGAGACACCAGCUGUCAAAGAUAUCAGUUCAUCAGAAACCAGUCCAAACCCAACCAGGCCACUGGAUGCAACAAGCUCGUAUCAUCCAUCACCAACACAGUCAAUCACACCUUCAAAUUCAAACUCAUCCGCUCUCACGUCCACCAGAACAGCCUCUUCAACAGCCACAAGCUCCGUUUCCUCAACAACGUCAGCAGUCAGCGACUCAACCGCUGUCUCCGGCGGCCUAUCGAAAACAACAAAAAUAGCCAUAGCAGUCCCAUUGUCAGUAAUCGGCCUAGUCUUAAUACUAGCGCUGCCAUUUUUCCUCUCCCGUCGACGACGCCGCGAAAAAGAACGCAAUGCCCUGCCCCCAUCAUACGAUAUAGCAACAGGCCACCGAAGCGCAGUGUCAACACAAGAGCUAAUGAUAUCCCCCAAAUCAUCGACACCAGAGCCAAGACGUUCAUUCUCACACCCAGCAAUAUCCUCACCAGUCAUGUCCAUGUCCAUGCCCCCCAUGCCCAUUCCCAGGAUACCAAUUAUCAGCAUCUCGCCCUCGACGGAAAGUCGGGGCAGGACACCUAGUCCUGGCCCCAGUUCUGAAAACUCCCUGCGCCGCAUGUCUAUGGCCCGCGGGCCCAAUGACUCCGACGCGGAGCUUGGGGUUGCGGUUGCGGUUUCAAUGGAUCAGAGGCGGAGUGCUACUGAGCAGGAUUUCAGGGGUCGGGUUGCGUCUGUCACAUCCUCGAGGGGACCAUCGCGUUUGGCUAGGAUGCCGUUUGAGGAUUUUUCGGAUGAUGAGGUUGGUAUUGGCAUUGCUCAUGGUGGUUCGGAUGAUGGAUAUGAUGAUGAUGCUAUUUCUGAUGUGUCAGAUUUAGAUGGGCGAAGGAGAGAGAGAGAUUUUGAUGAGCAUUCUGCGGUGUCGUCUUUUGAUGAGGUGUCACCGAUAGGUGAGCAGGAGAGGAGGCGGUUUCGGGGUGUCUGA